Molecule: messenger RNA, 2259 nt
Organism: Moneuplotes crassus
Lineage: Eukaryota; Ciliophora; Spirotrichea; Euplotida; Euplotidae
Source: the annotation of a GenBank genome assembly
AUUAUUAAAAAUGAACGGAUUUGAAGCCAGUCAGACCUUUUAUACUUUCCAGGGCCAAGCCCCAGGAGAUGAUCACGACGAAGAAGAAACCAAGAUGUCCAAGGAAGAAGCUCUUAUAAAGUCCAUUAGAUUCAUAUAAGAGAAUGGAAGAAUGAUGACAAGUAUUUCUACAGAGACCAACUGAAUGAGAACUCAGCGAAGGACUUGUACGUGUUACUCGUAGACUUUGGAGAUGUGCAAAACUUCGAUAAUAAACUGUCCACAAUGAUAAGGAACUACCCCAUGGAGUACUUAAAGAUUUUUGAAGAAGCUUGUCAGGAAGUCUAUGCUUCACUCCAUUCUGAAGAUCCCUAUGGACCUCCUCUGUUCGAAGUCCAGGUGCGAAGCCUUGAGGACCCAAAGAUGCUAAGGAAAUUAGGAAGUGAAAUGGUCGAUAAGAUGGUCGUCGUCCCAGGGAUUAUUACUUCAGCGUCACGAAGUCAGAUUAAGGCGUCUAAGUUAUCCAUCAGGUGUAGGAAUUGUGGGGAUUCUAAGCAGAUUUUGAUCAAGAGUGGACUUGCAGGAGCUUUUAUACCAACUAAUUGUGACAGAAGCGUUCAGGAGAAGUGCCCAUUGUCACCGUAUUAUGUUGUUCCAGAAGAAUGAGAGUAUAAGGACUACCAGACUUUGAAAAUCCAAGAAGCUCCAGAAUUAGUACCAACUGGAGAAAUGCCAAGAUCUUUCACUGUCAGUUGUGAAAGAAAUUUGGUGGAUAAGGUCACUCCAGGAAUGAGGGUAGUUAUUGUUGGAGUUCUUUCUAUUCUCAGUCCAUCAAAAGGCUUUGGGAACUCUAAGAAGUCAUCAAAAUUUGGUCAUGGAAUCAAGGUGUCAUAUAUCAGUGCUAUUGGAAUUCAGAAAGAAUCAGGAGAAAAUUCACUAGGAUUUGCACUUCCUUUACUAAAAGAUGAUGAUAAAGAGAAAAUUAUGACAAUGGCUAAGGACCCAGAAAUUUAUCACAAAAUUGCUAAGAGCAUCGGUGGAGCUAUUUAUGGAGGAGAUGAUAUUAAGAAAGCAAUAGCAUGCUUGCUCUUUGGAGGAUCUUCUAAGAUGUUGCCAGAUGGAAUGAAGCUCAGAGGCGAAAUCAACAUUCUUUUAUUGGGAGAUCCAUCUACAGCCAAAUCACAAAUGCUGAAAUUUGUAGAAAGAGCAGCACCAAUUGCUAUUUAUACAUCAGGGAAGGGCUCUAGUGCUGCUGGGCUUACUGCAGCGGUUAUUAAGAAUUCACAGUCAGGAGAGUUUCAGCUAGAAGGUGGGGCGAUGGUCCUUGCUGAUGGAGGAGUUGUAUGCAUUGAUGAGUUUGAUAAGAUGAGGACGGUUGAUAGAGUAGCUAUCCAUGAAGCAAUGGAGCAGCAGACGAUUAGUAUUGCGAAAGCAGGCAUUACUACUAUACUUAAUUCUAGAACUUCUGUUUUGGCAGCUGCUAAUCCGAUAAUGGGUAGGUAUGAUGACCUCAAGCAUGCUUCUGAGCAGAUUGAUUUCCAGAGUGCGAUCCUAUCAAGAUUUGACUGCAUUUUUAUUGUAAGGGAUAUUAGAGAUGAUGAAAGAGAUAGGAAGAUGGCAGGACAUAUCGUCUCUCUUCAUGCUGGAGCUGAUAAUUUUGAUGUUGAGAAGACUGAAAUCGAUAUUGAGUUACUGAAGAAGUACAUUACUUAUGCUAAAGUUCACUGCUCUCCAAGACUUUCACCAGAAGCAGGAGCUUUACUGAAAGAUUUUUAUGUCAAAGACAGAACAGAGUCUGAUUUCGGUGAAGGAGCGAGUUCAAAAGGUAGCAGAAUUCCGAUUACAGUGAGACAGCUUGAGGCAAUAGUUAGGCUUUCCGAAUCUUUGGCAAAGAUGCAACUGAAAAAUAUUGUUUCAAGAGAAAACGUCGAAGAAGCUCAUAGACUUUUCAAAAUUUCGACCUUGCAUGCUGCAAAAUCAGGACUCUCAAGUAACUUUAGCCUUCCUGAAGAACUCAAAGAAGAUGUGAGAAAGGUGCAGGAAAUCAUUAGAAGGAAGUUUGCAAUCGGGUCAAAACUUUCUUACUCAAAAUUGCAAGAAGAGCUAAUGAGACUCUUCAGUAAUCAGAGAUCUGUAGAAUAUGCUAUCUACGGGAUGAUCAAGAACCAAGAAAUAAAGAACUUUGAGAGUAGAAGGAUUCUGCAAAGAAUAAAAUAAGUAACCUCUAGAAGCACCACCCACUGACUGUAGGAACUAAUUGAAUAAUUGCAAUUUAAAUAU